Pelobates cultripes (western spadefoot toad) is the source of this 27329-nucleotide messenger RNA. Lineage: Eukaryota; Metazoa; Chordata; Amphibia; Anura; Pelobatidae. The record is from the annotation of a GenBank genome assembly.
UGAUAGCCUGGGGGCAGUGUGUACAGUGUCCUGUAAGGACCAUGCAGUGAGUGGUUUGGGCCAUAUCUGGGGGCAGUGUGUACAGUGUCCUGUAAGGACCAUGCAGUGCUAUGAGAGCCGUUCACUCCUCCCCUAACUGACAUUGUGAGCGCGGCUCCAGCCGGGGAGGAAGCGCCAUGCCGUUGCUAUGGUUACCCAUCGACACCGGAAAAGGAAGUGGGUUGUUUGUGGUCUCUAACGGGAUUCCCAAGCUGUUACCGGAGAGCGGAGCGCAGGAUCUGCCCAGGUACCGGCUAUAGUGUGUGACUGAGAGCCUGCCCAGCCUCCGCCAUGACUAACGCUCCCUCACAGAGUGAUUAUAGAGGAUUUUAUUAUAGUGCUUCACCCCUAAUAGCCCUAAUAUCCCUAAUUACAGCCUGCAUUACCUACAUCAAGGCAGAGCCCGGGACCGGCCCAUAAUGGCUCAUAAUAUCUGCACUCCCAUUGCUCUGUGCGUUAUAUAAACAUUGCCUCUCACACGGUGACUGUUUAACAUGAAUGGUUAUAGCACUAACACAGGCUGUCUGCGAUGUACAGGCAUGUUUGUGUCUCAUCGCUGUUUUUGUUGUUGUUGUUGUUGAUAUUAUAAAUGUACAUCUCCAUGUAUUAGUACAUGCAAAACUAAGUAAACCAUUAAGAGCACAUUAUAGCUGUAAUUAUACAAAUAAAAGGUCCUCCUCUGUGUGUGUAUUCUAAUUAGAAGCCUCUUAUCUCAGUAUAAUUUGCAGCUUUCAUUAUCCAUAGUUACUUUGUAAAGCACUCAAAUAGAUUGUAUGUCCUCCCAUCUGUAAAGUACAAGCAGACAUAGAUACCCAUUUUCAGCUUUUAAUUUGAGUAUUUAUUUUACCAGCCCUCUGCUUUGAGGAGGAUGCAAAAGUAUCAAUAUAUUUAUUCAGAAAAUGGAAAUGUACACACUAGCAAGAAACGGUACCAAAUUCAUUAGUCACAUUGAUAUAUAGACAAUGACAGAGAAACCUGUUGUCUUGUAUGGAGAACAAUAUUGGCAAUUAAAGCUUCUUCAUGAUAAAUUUAAAAGUUGUUGUUUUUUGGGAACAUACAAUUGUGAUUGCAUGUCAUGUUUAUUUUCAUGCACUAUUGGGAUGAAUGUAUCAUGCAUUUGUCUAGGAAAAUGCAAGGUUUGUUGAAUAAUUUUUUACAUUUAUGGUAUUAAGGGUCAAAACAUGCACUCUACAAUUUUUCUACAAUUCAAAUUUUAAUAAACUUGUGCUACACUCCAUCCUAGAAUCUGAUUAUUACUCCACUGUCUUCUUUUUAAAAGUGGAACGCCUUGUAAAGUAUAUGAACAUGAUUUUGCUGGUUAAAGUCUAUACAACUUUUUUUUGGGUAUCCAAAUCAGAUGGCAUUGCCCACACUUCCAUCUCGCUGGCAUAGUCGGAGUAGGGUUUUGGAGCAGCAGAUUGUACGACACAGGGAACAAGAGGCUCGCAUUCGCCAGGAGUGGGAUUUAACCAACAGAUACUUUAAACAGUCCGAUGUGUGUAGCAGUAAACAAGCACAAUGGAGCUCCAGACAGUCUUACCAGCAAAGGUAAUAUACAUAUUCUUUCAACUGGUCAUUUCUGUAAAUGUCUGUUUUUUUUUUUUCUUUCUACUGUUUGUGUACAUAUGUCUGCCAUAUACAUUACACAUGUUCUUGUGUAUGCAGGGGUGACAUACGCUCAUUUGGAGGCAUGUGAUGUUGCCUGAGUAGCUUUGGUUGCAUUACACAGGUGACAGAUUUCUUAUGCCUGUGCUUACAUUUGUUCUGUAAUGUGUCCCAGUCAGUGCUUGAAUAUUCUGAUGCCUCUCUGUUUAAUGAUAAGCCUGCUGGAUGUUUUCUUUUUGUUCUUUUGAUCAGUUGCUCUUCCUAGACCUGACAAGAGCAAAUAUUUAUUUUCUGUGCUCUUAGUUAAUUAUUUAUAUUUUCUUUCUAUAGUAUGAAUGCAUAUCACAGAGAAAUGCAGAAAGAAGAGAAGAAAAAAAGCUUGGAACGACGGAGAGAGCAACUGCGUAAACUUUUACAAGAGGAGCGAGAUUUGCUGGAGGAAGAGCUGCGGGAGCUUCAUCAAAAUAAAGAGCCUGCUCUUCGUGAAAUGAGGGAAAGGACAGAGGAGCUGAAAUCUGCUAGAGAAGAGAGAAGGAAAAAGGUUACUGCAAACACGCAAAAUUUUCUGAACAUAAAACUUGUAGUAAUGUGUUGGGUUGUAAUAUGAAUGUUUCUCUUGUUUGUCAUAAGGUGUCACAAGAGUUGUUGUAUGAGCGGUGGAAGCAGAACAAUGUGAAGCUACGUGAGGUAAACCUUUCCAGUAUGCCAUGAAUUUGAAGUGGUGAUGUUAUCCUUCUUUUUCAGGGUUUCAUAUAAGUAUAUCUGGCUGUGAUUAAACUGAACGUAUUAUAUUGGAACAAGUAUUUUUCUUUGUUGGGGGUAUGCUUAGGACAGUGUAUUUAAAACAUUUUUGUUUGUGAAAAAAAAAUAUAUAAAAUUUAUUUACCUGUACAGCAUAUCUAUGAGUUUUUAACAUAGCGACCUUCGACAUCUAAUGGUAACGCAAAUAUUGUGUUCUCUCACCCCACACUCAAUGUUCCCAGUUCGGGUACAGAGUGAGUUGAGUGAGUCUAGCAAAUGUAAUACAUAAAGUAGGACAUGCUGUAUAUUAUAUAUGUUGACCUUACAACAUAUGUGUACAUGAAUUCAGAUAUUUAAUAUUUUAACUGCUUUGACUAUUAUCAAUCAGCCGCUUGAAAUAAUUUCUGACAUUUAAUUUCACCAAAAGGCUAUUUAACUGUACCAGUGAUGGUUCUUUCUCCAAGCUGUUUUGUAAUUGAAGAUUGAUUUAUUGUUGUGAAUAGAUUUAGCAUUCACGAGCACAGUAAUCAUUGCUGCAAAUCAGGAUAUUAACUUUUAUUAUUUUUUAAAUAUGUAUUUUAUUUUCAAUGUUGUGUUGACUGCAUUUCUACUGCUUUACUCUACAAUGCUCUAAAAUUAUCAUUUUUCUUCUCAGAUUGAGAGCAACUUGCAUAAAAAAUACGUGGUUAAUGCUUGGGGAGACCAGCUUACUGAGAAAAAUCAGGUAAACAGAACUGUGUCCCAUUAUGGCAGUAUGGUUAUAUACACAUCUGAUGCACGGUAGAUAAACAAAAAUACACAUAUAUUGCAAACAAUACUUGCAUGGAAAUCUAUAUUUAGAAAAAAAAUACAUUUCAUUUAAAAGUUUCCUUUCGAAGCAGUGUUAAGCGAAUCUUCCUGCAGCUAUAGGAUUACCCCACGCUAACCAGGAAGUGACACUUUUCACAUAAAAACUGUCCAACAAGAGUUUAUGGGAUGAGUAAUUUGUCCCCCAAGAGCAGUGCUACUCAAGACAUGUAAACUAAUUUGCAGAAUGCUCACAUUGCAUACAAAACUUGGACAGAAUUGCGCAUUCUGGAUGCCUUGUGGACAGCUCUUCAAGGGCUGACUUAUUUCUACGGGGGAUUUAUACAGUGUACUGCAGUUGUAAACCGCUAUCAGUGAGUGCAAGGUGCUCUCUGCAGUAAUCAAAAGCUGUAAUCAGUUAGAAAUGAAUUGCCUCUUCAUAGAGUGGCUGGUUUUAACAUAAUUAAUUUGAAGAAAUGAAAAGGUACAAUGACACAUGGAGAGAUUCAUAUAAAUACUAGCAGUGGUUGAGGUUCCAGAAAAGUCAGUAUUGGUUAAUUAAACAAGGUAACGGAGCCAAAGAACAAUUAAGUCAGAGCAAAGCAACAUCUACAGUUCCCUUGCCUUGUAAUGAAGCUGCUUGCACAGGGUGUGGAUCCCUUAUAUACAGUAGCAAGGCUGCAUAACAGAUGUUACAAGAAGGGGAAUAAGCAGCAGGAAAGAAAUAUAUUAAAUCCACACUUUUGGUCGUUAACCCAUCUUUAAAAUAAUAUUUCAAUACUUGAGACUGUGCUUUUAGAAUAAAACAGGGUUCCCAAAAUAAAUAAGUCUUCUACCAAAACUUACCAAUAGAUGCCUGAGCACCUUUAUAGGUUCAUCAUAGAUACCGCGAAGAUGUGCAGAUUUUUUUUCUUUUUUAAAUCUAAACUUCUGUUAUGAUUAAUAUCAUUUCAUAGGAAAAAACCAAAGAGGAAGAAGAGAAGAAGAUGUUUGAAAAUCAAUAUGAGGUUGCUAGACGAGAGGCUCUAGAAAGAAUGAAAAUUGAGGAAGAGAGACGCCGACAAACUGAGAAAGAACGUGUUGAAUUCCUGCGGCAACAAAUGGAGGAACUUCAGCUGCGCGACACAGAGGUGGGAGAACGUCAUUUCAGAUAUAGACUAUUAAAAUUGCUUCAUAUUCUAACUCAUUAUAUAGAAUUGUGCAUGUUAUGUAGUUAUUAUGUAUGAAACGUUUGUAGUCCUGUAUUGUAAAUAUCAAGUCUUAUAACUCUUUAAUAGAUCAGGAGUGGGUAGGAAUUGGAUUUCCUCUGUUGUAGAACUACAGCUUCAAUGAAGCUAUGUCAGCCUUAUUGCUGGCAAAGCAUUAUGGAAGUUGUAGUUCUGCAAGAGCUGGGGGUCCACCUUUUUACCACCUGUGUUCUGUUUUCUAAUAAGUCAGUAAUUUGACUAGAUUUGGGGAUAUUCUCUUUGUACUGUUCUCUGCAUAAAAGUGUACACCCUAGUAUAUGAGCAAAUAGUUAUUAGCUCAUGGAAAAACAAAGACAAAACGGUUGUUCUGAGUUAAGGUGGAUUAUUUAAUAAAGAUGUACCAGUCAGUUUACAGCUGUAUGAAUGUAAAUAUAAAUUUGCUAUAUAUGGCAUUUCCAUAGAUAGACAGACCAUUCCUUUUCUGUUACAUUGACACUCCAGCAUAACAGGCAUCUAUUUAUUUGGCUCCUAAAGUUGUAUUAAUUGAUGCAGUACAUCACACAAGAGUAUGUGUUGGAUGCAUGUUUGUGUACACUGUUCAGAUUUACCCCUGGUUUAUGGUCCUUUUAAUGAAGUAAUAAAAACAGAAUAAUUCUGCUAUUGUAUGUAAACACAAUAUGCAUACAUUACGGAUACUCUGAACUCUUUUUAAGCACUGAAGCAAUUAAGCAAUUUAUGUUAUCCUUCACUGGUAUUAAGGAUUAGGCUUAAUUUUGUGCGUCUAUGCAUAUGUGUGUAUGUAUGGAAAAAAAAAAGUAUUACAUUGACUAGUGUCUAUACUUUUGUUUUUGUUUUUUGUUUUUUUUUAGGCAAAAAAGCUGAAGAAGGAGCAGGAAAUUUUGAUGAAACAGCAAUGGGAAGUAGAAGAUCUUCAGGAGGAGAGAAGAAAGAUGGAGGAGCAGAGGAAAAAAACAGAGCUCGGGUAGUUAUAAGAUUACAGCUAAUUUCUGAUUAGUGGAUGAUCUGGUUAUAAAGUAGCAAAGGAAACAGAGUUUUGUGCUUUCAGAUACAAUCUAAAUGUUUAAUAAGUUUGCGUUUUGAUAGACUGACUCAUAGCCGUCUCUAUUCUUCCCUAGUCACUUUUUAAGUCGUCAGUAUAACGCCCAGAUGAAGAGACGAGCUCGGAUGGUGCAAGAAGAGCUGGUAAGUGAUGUAUUCAUUUCCUAUUAACGCUCAACCCCUCAAGUAACAGAUAUAAGACCAGCACAUCGCAAACCAAUGUUAGUUGCACACAUCUGGCAUAGAAAGACCUGAAUGAAAUGGGGCUUUUUGGUAAAACUAGGAAUUGACCGAUUAUCGGUCUGGCCGAUAUUAUCGGACGAUAUUCGGUAUUUUCAGCAAUAUUGAUAUCGGCCAAUAAAGAUACUGAUAUUGCUGAUAAUACAUACCAGGACCGCCGGGCUCAUGACAAGCCCGGCCUUCUUGGGGGGCCCAGCAAGCGCUUACUUACCUUCCCAGCAGCUCCCUUCAGCUCCCAAGUGUAAAUCUUACCAUGGCAACGCUCCGCGCGGCACACUGGCCGAGAGAUUUACACUGGUGAGCUGCUGGGAAGGUAAGUAAGCGCUUACUGGGCCCCAACUGCACAAUCCAUGCCACCGGACCACCAGGGAAAGCCAUAGCCCCCUCCCUGGCCAGAUAACAAGCAGGAAGGGGGGAAUAAAAAAAUUAUAAUUUAAUAUAAAAAAAAAUUCUAUUAAAAAUGCCUUCCCUCCCUCCCCCAUUUUACACAAAUUACAUACCUACAGUAACACACACAUGCUACAAAAACACACUCUGCAUUCAUUAUAUACACACACUACACAACAGGCAUAGGCAACCUUCGGCACUGCAGAUGUUUUGGGCUACACCUCCCAUGAUGCUUUGCCAGCAUUAUGGGUGUAAGAGGAUUAUGGGGGGUGUAGUCCACAACAUCUGUAGUGCUGAAGGUUACCUACCCCUGCACUACACACUCUGCAUUCAUUAUAUACACACACACUACACAAAUACAGUCCAUUCACUAUACACACACUACACAAACACACACUCUGCACUCACUAUACACACACCGCAUUCACUAUACACACUACACACACUGCAUUCACUUUAUACACACACACACACACACACAAAAACGCUCUGCAUUCACUAUAUAUACACACUACACAAACACUCACUACAUUCACUAUACACACUCUUCAUUAUAUACACACUACACAAAUAAACACUGCAUCCACUACACAAACACACACAGCUCCCCUGUCUAAACAGUCUACAUCCACUACAUGUGGCAUGUAUAUUUUGUGCAUUUACCUUUAGAAAUAGUUUAUUUUUUUCAAAAUGGUAAAUGUGCAGAAUAUCGGUAAAUUAUCUGCUGUCGGCCUGAAAGUUCGCAGAUUAUCGGUAUCUGCUCUAAAAAAAAUCAAUAUCGGUCAAUCCCUACGUAAAACAGUUUAAUUAUAAAGUGGCUACUUUCUCAGUGUAACUCUAUAAGAGUGUGGUAAAAUGGCUCAUGUCACAUGGAACUGAUUUAAACUAAUAGGAUAUUUUGGUAUAAUAUUGUAAUAACAUUUGACUGUAUAGGCAAUGUCAAAGGAGCAGGUUGAUGUCUGUAGGCAUCCACUUUGAUUCCGUGCAAUUUGUCUACUUAAUUUCAAUCAAGUGAUUAAACCAACUUAAACUACUUAUGGUGACUGUUUAAAUGCCAAAUGUACUGAAAUAAACCGCAAGAAAUAGAUGAUUGGACCUUGAAUAAUAUGAUGAAACUCCUAUACAUCGCCAUCAAGACCAAUGACUGAAUUUUUCUGUCAUGGUUGCCCUUCCCUUAAAGGGACAUUAAACUGGUUAUAGUGUUAUAGUGUAUGGAGUUCCCUGGUGCAUCAGUUAUUUCAGUAUUAAACAGUUUUUAAUGUUUUUAUGUUUUAUUGCUAAAAAUGAGUCGCCAGCAGUCCAUCCCUCUGUGCUGCUUUGGCUAAUGAGGAAGUAUUAACCUGAGCAGCAAUGGGCAGCUGUGAUUGGCUGUGAGUAUCAUCUGACUGUUUUAGCCUAUCAGAGCUCCAAUUGACGGCAUGAAUGGGAUAUAACAACAAGGAACUGUGUAUUCUCUGCCUUAGUCACAUCUCCAGAAGGGGCCGGACUCUUGAGUGGCCAGGGACCCUUAUUUAGUGUUAAACUGCUCGAACAUGGUUGGAUGGUGCCAGGGGACCCCAGGCACUAUAAACAAUUCAAAGAGAUAAAAUAGUUUUAGUGACUACAGUGUCCCUUUGAGGACCCAUUUUUUGGGAAUGGAAUAAUUUCAUCAUGUGGUAUUGUAUCAGCAAGGACUGCUUUUCUGCUAGUAACAGGGGAAUCCCAGGUAUCAUUAGAUACCUGGGACUCCCUCUGUCAACUGGGGCCAGAAUUGGUGGUCUCAGAUUGACAGAUGCUCUCUUUGCAGCGCUCAAAGUGAGCGCUGAAUGCAGGUAUUUAAAUAAGGGUUUUAAAUCCCCAGAUCAGAUGGGGUUAUUUUUAGUGGCCCCAGACUGACAGAUGAGCUGCUUGCAGUCUUGAAAGUCCGCGUGGCAUGCAGCUCUUUAAAAGUGGUUUUAAAUCUAGGGUUGCUUUAAAAUUUUUUAAAAAUUCUCUUAAAUGCCAGAAAAUUGAGAAAUUGAGCUGUGAAAGACUGAUGGUCUAUACGCACUCAAAUUGCUUAAUGAAGCUAGAGUUGUUUUGGUGCCUAUAGUAUCUCUUUUUUUUUAGGGGAUAUUUGAUCAGUGUAUAAAUGAGAUAUAUUUAAAAAAAAAAAUCUAAAGAUUUCAGAGGCUUUUCAGCAGUCAAGUAAUGUAAGCCUUCAUAUUGAUGGCAUUUUAUUUGCAAACCACUGUGCACUUUUUAAACCAUUAAAACAAACAUAUGAUAUUCAUUAAUCGGUUAUUUUGUUUCUGUAUCUGUAUAUACAUUUAUUUCUUGAAUUUUUAUAUUAGAUUAGAUCUAAGUCUACACAUUUAAAUUAAAGGAUCCCCUUGUAGUCUCGCUAUUUACGAUUAAAAGAACACUCUCAAAACAGUGUUAAGUUACUUUAGUGGUUAUGAUACAAAUACCCUGUACUAGCAGUCUUGUCUAGGUUUAUCUAGUUAUAGGGCCACCUCCCUGGACUGUCAGUCAGCCAGCUGAAUCUCUCUUUUCCUGGUUGCAAUAUGUUUUGUGCAACGUCUAUGUCUUUGUCUGUUGUCAGCACACCCAGCAAGCUUACUUCCACCCAGUGAGUUACACAUGCACAAGUUUAUUUGCUAAACUCUAAAUUAAAUAAAAAUAAAGUGAAAUUCGGGCUAAAAUAGCUGACUUAAAAAAAAUUCUCCAUCUCGGUUUUAGUCACAGCUUGUAUUUUUAUGCCUAAGUUUAAAGGGACACUAUAGUCACAAAAUAACUAUAGCUUAAUUUAGACGUUUAUGUGUAUAGAUUAUGCCCCUGCAGUUUCAUUGCUCAAUUAUCUGCCAUUUAGGAGUUAAAUCACGUUGUUUAUGCAGUCCAGGGCACUCCUCCCUGCAUGUGACUUACACAGCCUUCCUAAACACUUCCUGUAAAGCGUACUCUAUUUAUACUUCCUUUAUUGCAAAUUCUGUUUAAUGUAUAAUUUCUUAUAUCCUGCUCUGUUAAUAGCUUGCUAGACUCUAUAGAGGCCUCCUGUAUGUAAUUAGAGUGUAAUUUACAGAGCAGAAGAUACAAACUUUUAAAGUAAGUUCCAUCUGAUUGAAAAUGAAACCUUUUUUUUUUUUUUCUUCCCAUGUUGUGUCAGUCACAGCCAGGGGAGGUGUGGCUAGGGCUGCAUAAACAGAAACAAAGUGAUUUAACUCCUAAAUGGCAGAGAAUUGAGAAGGGAGACUGCAGGGACAUGAUCUAUACACUAAAAUGGUUUUAUUAAGCUAAACUUGUUUUCGUGAGUAUAGUGUCCCUUUAAUAAAUCCAAAUUCAGAUUUUAGUGAACAUCUACUUGCAUUUUCUGGAAUGAGAGCAGUCACUUUCAGAUAUGUGGCUGUUUUGCUUUAAAUUAAAAUAACUUACUGUUUAUACACAUCAGCAAUUUGGCUAGCGCAGUGUAUCAAUACAAGUCUGUGCUUCAUAAAGCACAACCACGUCAAUGUUUUUUAAAUGGUUUGCAUUAAUAAUUUGUAAAGGUUCAACUUUUUCAUAUUUGUGCUGUCCCUUUUAGGAGAUGGAUAUGAAGAUACUAUCUGCACUCAUAAGUAAAGAAGAUGAGGAGGAGCGUAUGCGUUCGGCUAGGCGGGAACAGGCUGCGGCAGAUGCAGCUUGGAUGAAACGCGUUAUUGAAGAGCAGCUACAUUUGGAAAGGCAGCGAGAAGCUGAGUUAGAUAUGCUUUUCAGGUGACUUCACAACAGAGUUAUAAUGCAGCUUCAAACAUCAGUCACACAUACUUUUAGUUUAAUUAAGAGGUUACAUAAGUGGGAGUUUCAAAAUGUUUUACUGCAUGGUGUCUUCUGUUGAUUUUAUUUAUUUUUUGUUACAGGAUUACCUCCAGUUCAUUAUUCUAAGGAUCGUUAACUUCCUAUUGACUUUAUAAUCCUAUAACGGAUGCUUAGUGUUUAUCUUCUUUAUUUUGUCCUUGGUAAUAGGCCAUUAAGUUAGUCACAAGGUUAAUGCAGCUGACUAAAGGUUUAUUGCAGAUUAGGAUCAUAGGAUGUAAUGCACAAAUAUAUCGAUCAUGAAAACUACAACACUAAAUGUAAAGUACUGUAUAUGUAGAGAAUUGCUGUUUUUUGACUGUGAGCUAAAGUCAACCUUCAGUAGAAUGGAGCACAUUGUUGGUUGUGCAUAGAUAAUCCGUAAAAUUAAUAUGUUCUUCCUGACUGACUGCUUGGGAAGGUGUUUGUAAGCAUGGAUUUUGCUAUCAUGAAGAAAUGGAAAAAGGCUGAACAGCUUGUAUGGCAGAGAUAAGGUACAAUUUAGACAAUAUGUUUGUGUAGUAUAUAUUUACACAUUAUUUCAUUAGGCAGAUUAUGUUUUCAAACACAGAAGAUUAUAAUUGUGGGCAUGGUCUCUGUCUGUCCCUAGAUUACUGAAAGUCACACUCCUGAGUGGUACCUGUUAACAUUUCAAUGAUGGCAGCUAAAAUAGCUGUCAUGCGUUCCUGUAACUCCUACUAAUCUCAGCCAGUACUAGGACAUGUAUUCCCCAGUGCAGCUCUUACAGUACAGACCUCCCCGGAACCCAUAUACCACUCUUGCACACUAUGCUACACUAACAAUUUCCUCUAAUUCCUACUAAGCAAUUCAUUAACACUUCCAUUAACACUAACCCUAACCUAAAAAUAAUGUAUUCUAAAAUAUAUGUAAAGGCAAAAUGUGUAUUUGAAUAACAUUUGUGAGCAGUGUAUCGUUUGAUUAAGCAAGUCAUGCGAGUGCUCUCCUUCUUUAUCGUUGUAAAGUUAGAAGUAUAGUUUGAGCACUCUAACACAUUAUAAAAGAGAUUUAAUUUCUAAAAUCCACCCACUAUAACUGUUUCCUAACUUCAACAUUGCACCGUGUGUGUGUGUGUGUCUGUGUGUCUGGAGUAUUCUUCUAAACAGGCUGCUACAGUGGAAAUGACCUUUCGUUUAGCAUUGACUAGCUGUAAAUAUGUAAUGAAGAGGUGACAGAUACUGUAAUACUUCAGUAAGGCUUUCAACCGCUGCCUGUAAUUUCACUACGCUAGAAGAACUGGUUAAGCAAAGGCAAAGUCCUAGGCUUCCAUUUGGGUGGAGUUGACUGCAAUAUUUAUCAUGGUCAGAAGGGAAGUUUAAAUUAGUAUAUUUGUUUUGGUCAUAUAUACUAAAGCUAAAUAGUUUUAGAAAAGUAUAUAUAUUUUAUAUGUUGUAUUUGUUUGAAUUCUAAUAGUGAAUGCUAAAGCUGGAUUAAGUAGAAGCUUACCUAUAGCUUUGGAAAUUGUCAGAACAUGGCCAUACAUUUUAAGUAGAAAAAGGACAAAGGGUAUUAGCGCUUAUAUAAAAUAUGAAAAUAAUUAUUAUUUUUUUAAGAGUAUAAUCUCCAAACAGUAUAUGUAAUAAUAGCAGCUGACACCAAGAAGUGCGACUUCUCCACAAACACCAACAAGAUAUAAAAGAUUCAGAAGUGUAGCGCUUUAAAAUACGAAAGGUUUACAUUGAUAACAGUGGUUAUGGUAGUUUAACAAAGUUAAAAUUUUUCAGACCUAAAAUAGACAAAUAAUACCACAUGAUGCAGUUUAUAAAUAAAAAGAUAGCAAUGAUAAAAUGGAGUUCAUAAAUAAAACACUCACAAACAAGGAGCUAUAAAAUCUCGCUCCAGUGUGGAUCGCUUCUGGGUCCGUUUAGGUGACCCAGUCCUAUAUGGAAUGUGUGUUCCGUCCUAAGGGAAAGUAUAUAAACACACAAUAGGGUAGUACAGUAUGGUUAAGGAAUAUAUGGAAAUAAGUGCCAAUUGAGUACUUACAAACACAGAGCCCCUGUGGCUCUGUAGUAACGUAUUGUGUAGGUAUAGGGCUACACUCCCCCUUUAAAUCUUUUUAAAGCCAGGAACCAAAUAAAAGCUUAAAUACAUUUAUUAAUUGGUAUUAAAAAGUACAUAAAUAAAAUGAAGUACAAUGUCCAUAAAAAAAAUAUAUACCGGUACGCGUUUCACCACUAGAUGUGGCUUCCUCAGCCGGAUCAGCGUUGUGAGAGUUCCUGGUUCCUAGCUUCUGUUUAUAUACCCUCCUAAUUGGGGAAUCUUCUACAUCUGUGUUUGUUACGUAGCUAUCAUGUUGGGUAGUACGUAAAUUAUCUCCAUAAAGAUACAAGACAAAAAAAAAUAACAAAAAACAUAAAAAACAUUUGAAAAAAAAGGAUUAACAGAUCGAUGGACACUCUCACCUGGAGUGCCGUCAGAUUGAAAUUAUCUUGAGCUGUAGCUUUAUUUCCUUGUGUUCCAAGCCUCGCUCUCGGGGUGUGAUGUUGGCAAGCCUCUCAGCUUGGCUGUUACUGUUCAUUCCGAAUUUGUAUUAUUAUUAUUUGUAUAAAUAAACAGCACCACCACCAAAAGGCCUUAUAUUCUUAGGAGUGAAAAAGGUAGAAAAAAAUUGGAGAGAGGAGAUUUUAUAUAUAAAAAAAAAAAAAAAUAGCUGGAGAGCCAUGCCGAAAAUAGUCCCAGGCGCUCGACGCCUAAGUCCUGCUGGCCGGCCGUUCGGGAAUUUAAGAUGGCCGCCAUCCAUUGUUCUUGCCACGCGUUCGUGUCCCGAAAUGGCGGCCACCCAGGGAGCACUCAAUUAGCCUGCGGUUUCAGGUAAUAACACAGAAUUCUACAUUCUAAUUGGUACCCAGGGUGGUCCUCGUUCAGUAAAAUAGCUAUUUUACCGAACAAAGGAUUAUAACGAAUUGAAAAUACCGAAUAAACCAGCAAUAAAGGCAAUACAUGUAACAAAUAAAAUAGGGAGGGAAUGAAUCGAAUGAAUGGAGGGUGAUUCUUCACAGAUACAAAUUCGGAAUGAACAGUAACUGCCAAGUUGAGAGGCUUGCCAACAUCACACCCCGAGAGCGAGGCUUGGAAUACAAGGAAGUAAAGCUACAGCUCAAGAUAAUUUCAGUGUGACGGCACUCCGGGUGAGAGUGUCCGUCGAUCUGUUAAUCCUUUUUUUUUUUUUUAAACUUUGUUAAACUACCAUAACCACUGUUAUGAAGGUAAACCUUUCGUAUUUUAAAGCGCUACACUUCUGAAUCUUUUAUACAUUUUAAGUACCUGUCGGACCAUUAUAUAAUUUAGAUAUUUCUCUUCUUAUAAUUGAGUAUUGACAAGUAAACCUUUCACAUUUGUUUUUUUUAUUUUUCUUUAUUCACUUACUGUCUGUGUUGGCCUCAUCUCAUAUUUUAACCUACUUUUCAGGGAGGAAGCCAAGCAGGUAUGGACAAAGAGAGAAGCAGAGUGGGAAAGAGAGCGUAAUGCACGAAAUCGUUUGAUGAAGGAGGUAAUAUCUGGAAAUGCAGUUUUUUCAUUAUUAGACCUGUGCAUUAAUUUUCAGGAGAAGGGCAAUAUGAAUGUUAUCACAAACCACUAAAUGGGUCCCUGACUCAAUUUCUCUCAACGCCAUUUGGUUAUUUGUGAACUAGGGAGAUUUUAUACCUGCCUCCAUCCCCCCAUGUGCCAUGCUGCGAGUAGAGGCGUGACUCCUCGCUGUAAUGAAAAACUAGCGAUUGGACUAUUACUGCCCAGUCAUUAGUAACAUAUACCUUUCUGUACCUAGCGCCGGCGCUACCAUAAAGCGGCACAUGCGGCCAGGGGCACAAAUAUGUCCAGGUUACCGACGAGAGAUGGAAGCACAGAGUACCCCUCUCCCACCCGUCACUUAACCUAGCCAUGCCAAAUCCCGAGUGAAUAAUUUAUCCUGCGAUUGUACUUUUCUUGCCGGUGCCUCGUUGUGUGAAGAAAUAAAGCAUCCAGCCUCAGAGGGGAUGGGAGCAUCGAGGAGUGGCCGUGGCAUUGCUUUUGCAAAGCUGGGCCGUAAGCUAAUUUAGCCUUUAUGGAUUCUACUUGUCAAAAAUACAUUUGCAGCCUUUUGCAAUGGAAACACAUUUAAAAAAAAAAAAAAAUCACCGGGGGCGGAGCUUGCUCGUAAGGGAGAGCGGACGCCAUUUCUCGAAGGUCCGGUCAACUGCCUUUAAUUUCCCCAACAAACCUGAUAUCGACUCACCUCUCAGCAACUAAACACCCGGCAUCUGCCUCCUGGUGUCCUACCGGUGUCAGACCCAUGCCAUUUUUUUCAUACACCAAAGGUCUCCCGCUCAAACGCAGGCCUGCGGCCUACUACUCACCUACCGGUGACGUGCUCAACGCGCUACUCAGUAACUCCCACGGAGUAAGAUCUCCCGCUACGGAGCUCCACGACCCGACUGGGCAGGUUGGUAACGAACCGGCAAUGGGACGUCGCACCCAGAAACAGAUGGCUGGGGCCGCAGCAGACACCAGGGUUAUUGAAUCCAUGCUCCAACGGCCGCCCCAAGUUAAAAAGGCGACAGAGGCCCACCAUGACACCUCACCAAGCCCUGGAGAGCUGUCCACCCCUACCUCACAGCCCCCAGAACCGGCAACACAGGCCUUUCUAGAUCUACCCCGGGAGGCGACUGACCAUGUCACAAAGCUGGACAUUCAAAACUUCCUCCACGAAAUUAAACAAAUGCUGACAACAGACAUAGCUGUAGUAAAAACUGAGGUACAGGCUGUGUACCUCCGUUAAUGAAGAGGACAUCAUGGAUCUGCGCAGGGACCUUACAGCUACCCAGGAUCGACUUACACAAGUCCAAUCCUCCCACCAGACGCUCAACACACAACUAACCUCCAUGGAAGAUAGAUACCGGAGGAACCAUAUUAAGAUCCGCCGCAUACCAGACACGGUUCCCUCAGAGGAAAUACCCCACUAUGUGAGACGCCUAGUGGCUGCGAUAUUGCCUCCAAAUGUUGCCAGGAAAUUCACACUAGAUGGGGCAUACCGCCUUCCGAAACCCCAACGGGCCACGACAGCUAUACCAUGGGACGUCCUAGUCUGCUGUGCUACACUACAGGAUAAGGGACAAUUUAUGACUGCUGUUAGGGGUAAACCACCAUACCCCUUUGAGAACUCCCAUCUCUCCUUUUUUCAUGAUCUCACCAGAGCCACACUCCAGUGGCGCAAGUCUCUCAGCAUGGUGACAAGCCGGCUUAGAGACGCAGGUUUGGCCUACAGAUGGAGCCUCUCGAAAACUCUCCUGGUGACCCACCAAGGAACUUUAUACAACCUUUCAUCAGCUACAGAAGCUCCAGCAUUUCUCAGUGCUCUAGGACUCCCCCCACUGACUGCUAACGAAACUCAGCCACAUAGAAACAUAGAAUGUGACGGCAGAUAAGAACCAUUCGGCCCAUCUAGUCUGCCCAAUUUUCUAUAUACUUUCAUUAGUCCCUAGUCUUAUCUUAUAGUUAGGAUAGCCUUAUGCCUAUCCCACGCAUGCUUAAACUCCCUCACUGUGUUAACCUCUACCACUUCAGCUGGAAGGCUAUUCCAUGCAUCCACUACCCUCUCAGUAAAGUAAUACUUCCUGAUAUUUUUAAACCUUUGUCCCUCUAAUUUAAGACUAUGUCCUCUUGUUGUGGUAGUUUAAUCCGCAAACUUGUGAUCUGGCCACAGUUGUCCUUUUCACCCAACGAAGCACCUCUGAUACCCGUCGGGGAACCUGAGAGAAAUGCAGAGAAUCCACGCCUGAGGCCCUAAUUGUUAAUAACUACUUGUUAAUGCCUUUCCCUACUUUCUUAUGUUUAUUCGCACCAGUUUUUUUUGUUUUUUUUUUUUAUUUCAAUGAUUGCUCCCGCAUCUGACAGGCCCUUAUUAAGAGGUACAACUUCAGUCCGCUGUACCCACCAAGAUUAAAGAGAAUCCCUCUCCUCCCCCCCCCCGCCGCCCCCUUGGUCAGGGGCAAUACACAUGCUCCACUGAGCUCAGCCUAACAUAACACUAUAAAGCAUGCUCUCCUAUCGAGCAUCUACUGGAGUAUGCAUAACAGCCAUCUUAUCUAGACCAGUCUAUAGCACUCUAGCAUCCCCACUACCAUGCAGCACCCACUUGACAUAACACACGCUCACUUCACAGUGAUAGAUCAAGCACCCUCCUAAAUAACUGACAAGGCAGCUAUUUGAAUAUAUUCCUGCUAAUACUUUUUUUUUUUUUUUUUGAAAAUCGUUUUUAUUUUUUCAGGAAUGGUAGUAGGUUAUACAAAUCAAUACAGCCAUAAAUUGUGUCUCGGGCUCGUAUGCCCAAAUAGUAUUUGAAAACCUUUUGAUCCUUUUCGGGUGAAUCAUAACGCAUUACAUCAAACGUUAUUCUUGGCGGUUUUAUGUCUUGUCUGGAUACGCGUUAUUAGCAGUCAGUGUCCUGCUAAUACUGUGCUAGUGUCCUGAUCAUAUAAUGCACCUAAUUAUCUGCCACUAACUAAGCUGACCAUGCAGUGGAGUCUAGAGUCUUGCAUGUUAUAUCUCAUUCAGCACAAAAUGGUAGUGAAAUCUUUACCUGAUUUCCUCAUAUGGUAGAAUUGCAAUACAUAUAUAUUUACUUAAAAAUUGUGCAGUCCCAUCAACUGGCAUGAUACUGUUUAACUUAAAUUGUUAUUGAAAGUUUGUACAUGUUGUUGUGGCAGUACAUGCCUGUCUGUUACUCUAUGCACAGAAAAAUAAAGAAUUUAUAAAAAAACAAAAGAAAAAAAAAAACACACCAUAAAACCUCAUAACUACAUUUUCACAAAUUUACCAACAUGUGUAAAUGGAGGGUACAGUCCAUUUGAAUAGGCCAAGGGUAGAAUAUUAUAGAGUGGCAAAUUGGCAGUGCUAUAGUUAAAUAAAACUGCCUAGCUCCCUGCUUUACGUGUGUAGUACUGUCCUUGUGUGACGAAGCCAUGCCUUCACAGUGCUUACUCAUAAGGAUAAAUAAUGACCUGCUAAAUACUCAUUUAUAUGCACUGUAUCAAUUACAAUGUUGUGCCAAAGUUCAACCAUCACUGAUUUAUUCAUUUAUUUUGUGACUAGGUGCUGAUGGGAAGGCAGUUGCAGAUUCAGGAGCGCAUAGAACAGAACAAACUUGCUCAGAUGGAAUCACUGAAAUCCCGUGAGCAGCUACUCAGAGAGCUCGAAGAUGUCAAGCAGCUGACAUCCAGGGAAAAGCGAGAAGAAGAGGCCCAGAAAACUGCACGUAAAUUAGAGCUGGAGUCACAGGUACAAUUUACCUUUACACUGAACUGCUCUCUCACACUGGAUUUAACUUAAUUGCCUUGCUUACUCAUGGCAUCUGGUUCCUUAUAGAAAAAUAAAAUUGCUUAAAAAUCUAUAAAUAUACCGUCACUUCCUCUGCAGGGACCUACUCUGUUUAAAGGAAUGUACAUUGUAAAUUUCUAAAUUACACGUUGUAAUACUGUGAAAUAACCCAGGCAUUCAGUCUCACAUUCCACAACUCUGAUUUAUUAGUUGAAAUAGCAUAGUGAAUUAGAUUUAAUAGAAGUUCAUAUUAAUUUAGUAAUUGACUUGUAAAGCAGCUCUGUCACAAUUCUAUUACUCCUUAAUUUCAUGAAGAUAAUGUCUUAAUAAAAAUUCUCCGCACAUAUCAUCAUAAGUGGUAGAGACUACUUUGUGUAUGGGCAGUGUCAAAUUUCACAAAACUUGACAAAAGGCAUCUACUGUCAAAUGUGUUAAUUUCCACUGUGUGAAAUGCUAUUGGUCUUGUGGUGUAGACCUCCGUGUUGUAUGCCCAAGAGUACAUCGUUAAGGUAGAAAAUAGAAAACAAUCCAGUCAUUCCAGGGUGCAAAAAGGCAAAUUUAUUGAACCCACUGCCACUCACAACGUUUCGACCUGAACGGUCUUUGUCAAGCUGACAAUCCUUAUCAAUACCUUAUCAAGUAUUUGAUUCCUGGGACUGGCACUGGCCUGGCUGCACCCAGAUACAUAUUAUAUGGGGAUUGAGUGCAUUUCCACACCCUUGUUUUUUAGUCAUACGAGAGUACAUCAUUGACAGAUCUCAUGGCAAAUAAAAUUUGACAAACUGAACGUGGAUUUUAUCAUGAAGGGAGACACUGAACAGGAUAGAUUUAUAUUUAGUAAGAGCGACAUAAAAUGGAUUACACUAUGUGAUUGAUUGCAAGCUAGGGCACGCACAAAAUGCAUUGUCAUAUAAUGUAUACUUCCACUUGAGCACACACUUCUUUGAAAACCAUUUGACAUAAACCGCAUGGACUCAACAAAUAGGUUUGUAGCCGGAGGAGCACUACAUUAAACUGUUGUGAAUAUGGUGCUUGGAAUUUCCUUUUAAGAACAUUAUCUGCAGUUUCUUCUGAAUGACCAAAUCAACUGCUUUUACCUGAAUUUUAGAUUUCUGAGCGGCACUUACAGGAGAAAGAAGUGAAGUUGCAACUGGAGGAGGAGGAAAAAGAGAAUAAAUUAGCAGAUGAUCUAGAGACUGACUUACUGCACCAUGAAGCUGAGAUCAUGACCCAGAGAGGGUAUCAUGAUAAGGUAAGUGUCCAAAGAAAUAUACACCUCUGUACGUCUGGCCCCAAAUCAUAUUAUAAUGGCUUACCACUUUUAUUUGUUUGUCAUUCAAAGCUUUAUUACAGCAGAUUCAUACAUACAUGAAAAUACAGUUUAGCAGGAUGCAGAGCACUCCUCACGAAAAUAACACUAAAACAUGUAGACCCCCUAGGAGAAAGAGUGAUGUGCAUUUCCCCGUAAUGUGGAAACACUAAGGCAAAGUAACAUAGAAGCAGGGAGAAAAAGGGGGUUAGGGCACAAGAAGUAAAUACAUAAGGAGCCCCAACUUAGGUUGGCUAAUAAAUUGGCCUUUGCUAUAAUAGUAUGUCUAGUAGCAGAAUAUAUACUAAAAGCAAUGCCGUGUACGGAAUCCUCAGAAUCAUAUAGUGUAUAGUCACUAGCCAUUAUGCCCAGCUCUGCAUACGUGCCAAGGAAAGCUAAGCCUCCUAAAAGGUGAAAUAGUUUGAGUUGCAUAUAUUAAAAAAACACAACCCCGUCCCUGAGAAAACGGAAAAGAGGAACGUAAGGAAAAGAGAGAUUGUGGAAAGACCUGUACAAGUGCCUGAACGGACAAAAAUGUGUCCGGGAAAAAAAAAAACGGGAUAUGGGGGCACACCCGGAAUAUGCAUUUCUCAGCACUGGUACUGCUGUAGAGACUAGAAUGUAUACAAUAUACAGAUUAAGGAACAGACAAUAUCGGUGAGUCCUACUCUAAUUUCAAUCUGGAAGAUAAAUAGUGCUAGUGGUAAAUGUGCAUUUAAAUCUGUUGCAUUAUAUAUAUUCACAAUGUUCUUACAACAGAAUAUUUAAAUACACUUUAGCGCUAUUUCAUUUGUCGCUUACAUUGGAUUUAGUGUAAAGUUUGGAAGGUAUGUCCUCCAGGGCUCAGGAAAUCACCCUCAUCCCCCAAGCCAGACCAUGCCCCCUACAGAAAUUUUCAAAGCACAGUGGGCACAUGAAGGCCCUCCCAGUCCACGUGAUCCCUCCCUCCCCCUGAUAAAGUCUGCAGACAAACCACCUCCUGCACCACCACUGUUCCACCAAAGCUCCAGGGGAGCGAACUGGAAGCCUCUGCAUGUCUCUCCGGACGCCAGCCACACAUUUAGGACCUAAUAGCUACCAGUCUGCCGGAGAUCUGUACAGCUUGGCCCCACAGCAGCGGGGACAACUCUCUCUAGUUCCCCCUCAAAAGCCAGAGGCCGAGGUUGCAAAAGAUGUGUAGACCAUCAUUAUGGGUGCUUAGUUUGUUUACAAUAAUGUUUUUAUAAAAAUUAUUCACACCUUAAGGUCUAGAACUUGGCUCUUACUGUAAGGAAAUCUCAUUCUACUGCAGUUCCACAAAUCAAAGAAGUCCAAAUAAUAUUCACAAACGUCCCUCUGCUUAAUUGUUAUAGGGAUAACAUACUUCAAAACCAAAAUCAGAGCUCUUUGGGAUUUCUUGUUUUCUUUAGAGUUGGAUAUUAAAUGUUCUGAAACAUUGCCUGUUUUUUGUUUUUUUUUAUCUGAAAUUUACCCACCUCUUCUAUUAUGUGCUGCAGGUAUUUAGUCGUCCAAGAAAUGUUUGGAUGUGAUGUUGGCUUUCAUAAAGAAAAAGUCGCUUCUGGAAAAUAAACCUACUUCAAGGUGAACAACUUGUAGUUUUGAUGUAAAUAGUUUUUACUUGUGUGAUUUUCAAUUCAUUUAGCUGUAAUUAUACAGACAUCAGGCACAGUUUAAUGUCUGGUAUUUGCUGACAUCAUGGAUUUCAGCAUCCACUAUUCAGAAUCUAAUCAUUUCAACUGUAUAAACUAUUCUUUCAAUGGAAACUGUCACUUCCUGGGAUUUGUAUUAUUUUUUUUUUUUUUUUUUUUAAGUAUGUUUUUUUAAAAUCUGACAUCAAAUUAAAUGUAAAAAUUGAUACAUCUCUGUGUGGAACAAAGUGCCUCAAUAUUGGGUCCAUAUUCAUUUUUAUCAACUCUGCCAUUUUCUGUCUUUGAACAUAGUAUGUGGUAGUUGAGAAACAAUGGGGGAGAAUUAUCAAAUCAUCGCCAACACAGUUACAUGUAAUUUUUGGAUACUUGGCACAAUUUAAUCUGACAAUGUUUAUUCUGUUGCUUCUUAACCAUCAUUUCUGAUUUAUACUCAAUUUUUGUGGCAAAGUAGAUUUAUAUAAUCUUCCCUCCUGUUCUGUUUCACUUCAACCUUUUUCCAGUAGUUAUCUGGUGAUCUUUUAAAAUGGAUGUUUUUUUUUCAAAAACUGUCAGAUUUACUACAGCGAAAGCCAUAUUUUUUUUUUUAUUUUUUUUAGAAUUUAAUAAAUUGCAUCAUUAUUUUGAUAGUGUUUAACAGUCACUUUUCAGAACUUUCUCGUCUCCUUAGCUGUGUGAGCCUUGGCUGUGCCUGGACUGAACUAUAUUGUGAAGUUUAGAAGAAAACUGCGCAUCACAUGGUCAAAUUACAGGCGAUUUUAUAAUGUUACUCGGUGGUGUAAUUUGCUGGACAUUACUUACUCUUUAUCAGCCAGAUUAAUUUUAUUUAAACCUGAAGAUGGACACAGACAAUGUUGUUAAAGUUUCUGGUAACUGAGGUUGCCUUUAUCUUAACUCCUUGAACUUUCAUAUUAAAGGGAUACUAAAGGCAUCAAAAGAACUCUCAGUGAAGCAGUUUUGGUAUAUAGAUCAUGGCCCUGCAGUCUCAUUGCUCAAUUGUCAGCUAUUUAGGCAUUAAAUCACUUUUGUUUCUGUUUAGGCAGUCCUAGUCACACCUACCCUGGCACAGCCUGGAAAAAAACAAGAGUUUAAUUUUCAAUCAGAUUUUAAAAGUUUAUAUCAACUGCUCUGUAAACUGAACUUUAAUUAUACACAAGAGGCUCCUGUUGGCACUAUAAGAAUAUUAACAGAGCAGGAGAUACUGUAGUAGUAUUAUAGGCGAUUUUUACUUUGCGUAAUAUGCAUGAAUUUUGAAGGUGUCUAUUAGGUCUCUAGAAGAUAAUAGAAUACAAAUAAAAAAAUAUUAAAGAAUCCCAAUAAUGUAAAAUACCAGAUUGCUUUUAAAAAAAAGUUUAUUGCACAACUAGAAGUUGAAAAGAAAAAAAAAGUAACAUAAAAUUCACAAUUAAAGUAUACAUAAGUGUACAUUAAUAAACAGUGUAUACAAUAUUCCAAAGGUAUGGUUUAAUAAUAACACAUAAAUACAAGUUUGAAAGGCAUUUCAUAUUUCUGAUUAAAAAUUACUGUUGUAAAUUGGCAGUAAAAAGUAUUGGACAUUUUAUAUAAUGAAAAUACAUUUUCUGGAAUUCAUGGGCUGCUAAUAUUUUACAUAAAAGAUUAUACUUUAUGCAUUUGGUGGCAGUUAUUGUUUUUCAAGCAAAUACAUGCCACAUAUUGAGAAAGUAGUACAAUACUUACUUGGCACUAGAGGUCAUGUUUAAAAACACAAGUGGUUAUAAUUAAAAACCUGAUUGCCACUGAAAGAACCAUUAAUCUAUGUGCAUUUGAGUUCAUAAAAAAACAAAAGUGCUAAGAAUACUGAUAUUAUACUGCUCCAAUAACUUCCAUUGGUGCAAGCCAAGACAUAUUACAUAUACUGGUUUCAAUAUCUGGUGGAACAAAUCUGUCAAACAGUUAUCUGAAAAGUGGAAAUCACAAAUAUAAAUGUACCUCCUGUUUCUACUGGUUUGCAUGGUGAUUACCGGUAGGUUUUAAGACCAUGACACUUUGAUAAAUUACCCAAUGACUCAAAUGUAUAGUAAUCACGUUUGUGAAGUACCAUGCUUCUAUGGGAUUAUGUAACAAGCCAUUGAGGAUAGCCUAUUUUAGUCAUGAAGUCAUUUAUCAAAUUUUUAGGGGGGCGGGAAGAUACCUAAAUAUGAUCAUGACCUGACUGCCCAGCAGAGGCUUGAUUUAAAUAGUAUAGGUGACAGAGCUAUGUCAGCAAGUUAAAUCCUAGAAAGCUGCCAAGAUCUAAACAUCGAUUGCUUUGAUGUCUCUAAUUAAAUACUGGUACGUUGGAAAUUAUACCCUUCAACUCCACCUGCUUCAUUAAUCAAAUCUAGACAUCCAGACAACAAUAUUAGACACUAUUGGUGUGAAAAGAGAAAAAAAACAAAAAACUCACUUAAACUAGGUUAUUAAAAAUAAUAAAUAAAACAAUCCAUUAGAUAUCUAACCAAAUGGCUUAAAGAUAGUCCAGCGUAACAUUUGCUGCACCCAAUACCUGAAACCUAGACUAGCCUGGUACCAACCAAAAAAUGAUAAAUAUUAAAAAGAAAAUACAGGUGCAGUAUCAUAGUUGGCUAUUCUGUUUAUCUUUUGCAUAGCUGCUGGUAUGGGACUGAUUGUACAUUAUUGUUGGGGUGUUGUAGUUUUCCCUGUCUUUACACGUAUCCGUCCUGCCCUCUUACUUAAAUUAAAACAUUAAGCACUUUGUAAUGUGAAACAACUGGCGCAUCAGAAACUAUAUUCACUAGGUUCAUAUUGAUGGCAAUGUGAAGGUUUCAUUUCAAAUAACUGCAAUUACUUGGUAAAUGUUGAUUUCUAAUCAGUCUAUUACACUAGAAAAACAAAAAUGUCAAUUUCAAUAUAUUAAAACAAACUCUAGACUGUGUGUAUUCAAAAACAUUGACUCUGAGACCUUGGUAAGAUAUACUGAAUGGGUUGUUUAUCUAGCCGAGGCCUGUACAAGUUCCUUAUUUUGAAUAAAAAGUAACAUUUCUGUACAGCUUGUCCCAAUGACUAACACAAAGUGAAAAUAUGUAUAAAGGUGUAGUCCUGGUUGAAUUGGUAGUAUGACACAUUUGUUAAGCAUUUAAAAGCUACAUUUUCUUUGCUGUCCCUUUAAUUGGAUAACAUUUCAAUCAAUAAAGUCCUGCAAUUAGCCAGCCUAUCUGAAACCAAGCAAGCCCAACUGUUUUUUUUUCAAUACACCUUUAACUCUUUGAAGGAGGGAUCAAUUUAACAAAUGCUCAAAGGGAAAUUAUAGUGCUAGGAAAAUAAAGUUGGUUUCCUGGCACUAUAGUUCCCUAUAGUGCUCCCUCCCCGUGGUGAAUAAGGGGUUAAAAAAAUCCACCACCGCUCAUCAGUCAAAGAGGAGACCAAUGCAAAUUAGCUGCAAGUGCUGUGCUCGCAUUAGGACUUGGGUUUUGGGUGACACUGGAUGUCCACAUGCAUCAAUUAGGCGACCAAAAGUCUCCUAACCACCUGGAAGUCCCACUAGUGGCUGUCUGGUAGACUUCAACUAGAGGUGGAGCUAACCCUCCAAGGCAAGUAUUGCAGUUUAUCAAUAACUACAAAAAUGACCAAUUGCUGAGUUAGGUGACCUUGGACACUGCUCCCAGACUACUUCAAUUAGCUGAAGUGUUGUGUGUUCCUGUAAUGUCCCUUUAAGGUAAUUGAUGUGCCAGUGGUACUGGUAGGAAAUCAAUUCCAUCUCCUGAAUUUGUUUGGAAAAUUUAGACAUGAGGAGGGCAACACUGCCCUACUGAAUAAUUGAGAGGAAAGCAGCAGUUUUUUUUUUUUUUUUUUAUAAUUUAUGUGAACACACGUAUUAUUAUUGCUUUGGGUACAGAAAUCCAUCACAGAUUUGCCAAAAAAUGGUAAAUGUAAUAUAAUCCAGCUAUAAUUAGUGCCAAUGGUGCUAAAUUAAUUCCAUUAAGUAACUAACUACUGAACCAUGUGAAUACUGAACACCAUCAUACAUGCCUGUUUUUUUUUUUAAACGUGUAAGAGGUGAACAAUGGUUUAUCUAUGCCAGGGAUAGGCAACCUUCGGCACUCCAGAUGUUGUGGACUACAUCCCCCAUAAUGCUGGCAAAGCAUCAUGGGAGGUGUAGUCCAAAACAUCUAGAGUGCCAAAGGUUGCCUGUGCCUGAUCUAUGCCAAUGAAUCCAGAUGUUUAUAUGCUACAGUCCAAGGUGUGAGUGGUAACAAAAUUAGGCAAAAACAGAAUUGGAAAAAAGUUUCAGUUCUUUUUUUGCCUUAAAGGGACUCUCCAGGCAGAGGAUUUUACUCACCUGGUUCCAGCGCCGGGAGCCUUGUGAAGCCGCGCCCCCUAUUUCGUCAAAAUGACUAAAUAGGCGGGCACGAGCAGGCAGCAAUCAGACGCUUCCAUUUGGAAGAGUCAUUGCUCCCUUGUGCGCAUGCGCGGCUUCGCCACACAUACUUCAGAGGGCAGCAUUCAUGCCGCCCUCUGAAGUCCUGAACACACUACCGCGCAUGCACGCGGCCGCGAGCUGACAGCUCAGCUCGCGGUCUUUGCCCACCCCCUCUCCUCUGCUGACAGGCAGGAGAGAGAAGGCGCGCACACAGUGCCUUCUCUCUCCUGCACACGUCAGACAUAUUUUAUUACGUCUGACGUGUAAAAGGCCUUUUUAGGGCCCUACAUGAUAGGAAGUCCCUCUGGUGGCCGUCUGAGUGACGGCCACUGGAGGUAUUCUUAUCAAUCAAGUAAACACUGUAUUUUCUCUGAAAAUACAGUGUUUACAUUAGAUUGCCUGCAGGGAGCUAUAGAUCAUACCUGAACAACUACAUUAAGCUGUAGUUGUUCAGGUGACUAUAGUGUCCCUUUAAAUCUUGCUGAUGUGUUGGCACUACCAGUUUAGGAAGAAUCUAAUUUCUAUCGCUGAAGAUCUAUAAAUAUUAAUACUCAUUCCCAGAGCAGCACAUAUAUGGCAGCUCCAUGUAGAUUAAUAAAUCACAAAAUCGAACUAAAUUUUGUACAGCAGGAUAGACCGACAUAGAUUAAACUAAUUAUAGUUUCUGCACAUAACUUAUAAAAGGGGCAAUAUUUAAAAGUCACAUAGCUUAGUAAAUAAUGAACAACGCAGAAUCAAAGUACUGCAACAUAAUAUACCCCAGUCUUUACAGUCCUUUUACACAAGAGACAACCACGUACAAUCAAAGAUUUCUGUAUACAUCCAUCACAUUCCUGUAUAGCAUUAUACCUCUCCAAUAAUAAAUUGGGCUUGCAAAUUGAUGCAAGUCUUUACGUACAUUUGGAUGUAAUUGCCGCAUUAGUAAAGAUUUUUCAUUUUGUUUUAUGCAUUACUUAUUGGGAUGCUUAAUGUUAAAUGAGGAUUUCCCUUUUAUAAUAUGCCAUUUGUGUGCUGCACUUAUGUAAUUUGUGUGUGUAUUAGCUAGCGUCUAGUGGGACACCGACAGUCAUAUAAUAGGAGAGUGUUUCUGAUUAUUGGUUAAUGGACACAAGAACUGUCUCUAAUUAUACCAUGGUUUCUAACAAUGCAGUUUAAAAAAAAAAUUAUAUCAUGCCUUAUUGCCGCUAUAACCAAAUCGAAUUUUUAAUAGAAUUCUGCAGGUAAUGGCAGAUGUUUUGACAUAAGCUAUAUUGUAACUUUAAAUAAUAUGCGGACACUCAAAAUAAUUACUUGAUUUAAAUAAAAUAAUAAAAAUAAAGUCCUGUUUUUAGGUACGUUUUCUUACACUGCAUCCUCUGUAUUCACAAACAUAUCAAGACUUUAUAUCUGUAGCUGGGCACAAGCUUCUCUUCGUCACUAUUUGUGCCAAGGCAGAGUGAGAAAUCAUUACAUUCUUGUCUAUUGGAUGGGUUCUAAGAACAAGUGUGACUAACACUGCCGUAAGCAAAGUGAUGUAGCAUGUCAUUUAUAGCAUUUCAAACCAUGCAACAACUAGCUUCUUGUCAUAUAUACCAUCACCUAUAUAUUACAGUGUGGUAAUAUAUACUUACUGGUAUACAGGAAUCAUCCAAUUACCGCUAAAAACUUGACACUUUUAUAUUAUCCCUCGUCAAAUUGUGUAUGGACAAAAACUAAGAGUUAUUCACCAACGUUUAAAGUAUUUAAAGUGGUGUUAAACUUUAAGGUCAAAAUAGCCGAACUGGAAACAUUCUCUAAGUUGGCUAUGCUUUCCAUUCAGCUACUCUGACCUUAAAUUUGAAUUUCUCUUAGAAUUCUCACUCUUGGUAAUAGCCCUGUAAAUUAUGUUUUCCAACACUUCUCCCCCUUAUUUUCUUCAAUGGUCUGCAACUAUAAUUAGGUCCCAUAUUAGAAUUCUAAAAAGGAAACUGAAACGUUAAGGUACAGGUGCUUCUCUCCAUCUGCCUAUGCUUCAGCGUUCGUGCUUUUUCUAGAAUGAGCUAAUGCCCAAUGGACCACAGGAAGCACCUGCAGUCAACUUUCAGUUUAUUGCAUUAUUCAAGUUGUAAGAGAGAAAAUAAUCAUGAAUGCAAAUAUAUGAUAGGAAAAGCGGUACACUGUGAACUCUUGAACUGCCAGGUUAGAACAUGUUCACAAAUUCUCUCGGAAAUCUACAGCAUAAAUUCGGUCAUAAAAACACCUGGUUAAAUAUUUUAAUAAUACCGCAAAACUGUAUAACAUUGUUUCUGGCCAGGAACGAGGACAACAAGUUGUGGCACAGUUAUUCACACAAUAUAAAUAUAAGAAACUAGUAUCACAGUACACACACAUUGUCCACAAUUACUCAGUUUUCCAGGUAAAUAAUCACGUGAUGGUCAAUCUUCAGGCAUUAAGUGACCACUCUCUAGGUCUUAAAUAAAGACAAAUGUUUUCAGAAUUGUUAGAGGUAGAGAUAAAACACUGACACUUAAAGUGGGAUUAAUACUAUGCAGUACCUGCUGAAAUAUCUGAUUGGAAGUGCAAAACAGAGUUCAAAACCACUUACAUAAAGCAACGAAAUGGCACCAAAAUGCGCAAAAAAACAAAUUGUAUAAAUAUAAGUUUAUGUCAUUGUUUUCAAGGACAAUACAGGAAUACAGGAAGCAGAUUGUACACAAUUGCUUGUAACUAUUGUAUGUCACCCCCCCCCCCCCAUAACUGGCAGUAAAAAACAAGUUUAUAUAUAUAAGGCAGUGGGUUAAAUUGUCCAGAAUAAAACACAUUUAGAAGAAACAUGCAAAAAAAAAUAAUACUGUUUUUUUCAUUUUUCUUUUUAAAUGAACCCUGAC